This is a messenger RNA of Aureobasidium vineae, 554 nucleotides long. NCBI's taxonomy places the organism in Eukaryota, Fungi, Ascomycota, Dothideomycetes, Dothideales, Saccotheciaceae. The record is from the annotation of a GenBank genome assembly.
GUCUGCUGGAGUCACUCAAAGCCACAAGCGACAGAGCCCGCCCAAGAGCUCCCCCAAGAACAACCACACGCACCAUGCCAUACAACUCACAGGAUUCCGGUCUUGCCAGGAACGACCCUCACAAGCUUUUGGAGCAAACCGCAAGGGAUCCUAGAAGAAACAGACAGGACGAGGCCACAAUGACUGCCGUACAGGAGACUGUCGACUUUGAGAGACAGAUGACACGCAAGUGGAAGGACGGAGAUGUCUAUGCCCCUCACGAUCUGAGCGGUGUCGAGAUGGCCAAGUGGCAGAAGGGCCAACCAAAGGGCAGGCCGAAGAAGGAUGUCUUCGAUAUGUUGAAGAUCAACCCGUUGAACCACUAUUGGAACUUUUCCAUGAUGUCUGAAUUCAUGACCGAGAUGGGCAAGAUCAAGCACUCCAAGGACACAGGAUUGAGACCGGUCAACCAAAGGAAGGUGGCCAAGGCAGUCAGAAGAGCAAUCGGCCUCGGUCUGAUGCCUAGUGUGCACAGGCAUCCCGAGAUUCUGCAACCGAGAGGUGCUCUAGGCCGA